CAAACUUUUCCCCCCAUGCCAGGCUCAGCUCAGGCUUUGGAAGAGGGAAGAAAGUUCUGGUUUAUAUUCCUUGAUAAACCUGCAUCAAAUUUGCUGAGAGAUCCUGAGACGGGAGAGCUGGGGGAAGAUUUUCCUCCCCUUUUUGUCCUUUUCUACCCUUUUGCUGUUGUAUUUCUUGCUGUGUUUUGGAUUUCUUGCUGCAUUUUGGAUUUCUUGCUGGUUAUAGAACACGGAAGUUCCUGCUGCUGCAGUGAGGGAAGGAGAUGCCAGAGCAGUGGGCAAUGCUCGUUUAAAGGCAAAUAUCGCCCUUUGUUAAUUGGUGUGGGUGAUGAGAAGCUUUCUGCUCGAUGUUUGUGACCAGCUGAUCUCCCAAAAAGGAGACUUGGAUGGGUCCUCUGCAAAGGAGCUCCUGGGACCUGCCAUCUCUUGGAUGCAGCUCUGGGCCUUAGAUAUCGCCAGGUUUUUCUGGUGUACAACUUCAAUUUUAACACAUCAGCUCCUCUCAGACUUGGUACAAAAGGUUUCCAAAUCUUUUAGUUUGGAAGUGUGGCCAAAGCUGUAUUUUACAGACAAUGUGAGACUGAGAUAGAAAAGAGAGGGAGAUUUUUCUUGCAAAGCAGAGUCAGAUAAUGGACCCAUCUCCUUUAUGUUAUUUGUGCUUCUCCCAGGAUUUCAAGAGGAUUGGUCCACCCACAAGCGGCAUAAUACUAUUAAAAACAGGUUAUUAAUACAUCCCACCAGAGAGCAGAGACAAAAGUAUCCCCACCCAGGGUGCAGUUUUUAGCUCAUUAUCUGUGUUUUGUGAAACCUUUCUCCCUCACUUCAUCCCCAGAUUUCUGCUCCCCAUGGUCAGGACUGCAGUGCUGAGCACCUGCCUGGGUCAGGCCAGUGCAGCACUUCUAUGAGCAGCAGCUCAAACUGACAGUUAAGCAAAAUAUUCCUUUUUCUCUGCCAGCUGGAGCUGUUUUCAGUUCAUUUGUUAUUCAUCAGACCAUGGAUUUUUCUAGGAACAUCAGCAGAUGCUGAUCACGAGGGGCUGCAGGGUAGAAAGUGGGAGAAUUCUCUUUAGACCCCAAACAUUCCUGUUCUCCCUCUCCCUGGGGAGCAUUGCUCCCUCUUACAGCACACAAAACCCUUUUUUUAGCCCAUGACCCACAGAAAAAGCACAAAUUUUCAGUGCCAUUCCCACAGGAACCAUGCAGGAAUGUUGGGUUGUUGGUUUUAUUUUCUUUUCCCCCCAAGUUGGGAGCUGAAGGGCAAAAUCUCUAAGUGCUUUUUGAAGGGAGGGCUGUGUGAGGUUUUCCUGAUUCCUUUCACAUGGGCCAAGGAGGAGCUGUUCUGUGGUAAAUCACAUUCCCUGCAGAUGAAAUCCUGAUCCUGGAGCCUCGAGCCAUUGGAUUUUGGGUCCUUCUCCUUUCCCCACCUCCAUGCAGAAUUCCCAGUCACAACAGGGGAAGCUGAUGGUGGUGUUUUGUUCCAAUGACAAGGAACAAAACUUAUCCAAUGAUAAGGCUCUUAUCCAUGAAUAAACAGAGAUUUCAGGAGAGGUGAGGUUCCUUUGGGACAGUCAGAGAGCUCCACUCCCAGCACUGAUGGUGGUUCUCUCUGUAGCACCUCUUAGGACAGGUUUUGCUGUAAUAUAUGUUGGGUUUGUGUUAUUUUGGGGACUGGGAUGAAGCAGUGCCAGUGUCCUGAGAAAUUAAGUGGAGAUACUGGAAAUUGUGCUGAAAAAAACAUUUAAAGGAGGCUGAACAAAGGAAAGAGAAAUGCUAAGAAUAAUCCAUGAAGGUUAAAAAAAAAAUUAUUUCUGAGCUAAAGGCUGCCCUGGGGAAGGGAGCCAUGUGUUGUGUGUUAGGCACAGCCCUGCUUUAAGCCAAACAUUUCAGCAACUGAGUGAAAAGAGCAAAGCUGAGGUGAUGGAAUGAGGGGGGUGCAUCGUGUUGUGCAAAUGAUCCCGAGCUUUCUGUUCCCAAGGCCUCUCUUUGUGCAUUGUGGGUUUUAUGCAACUUCAUUCACCAUUCCUUCCCUCCUGACAGCUGCUCAGAGCCUGCUGCUUCCCAGAGCUCGGGAUGUGCAUCCCUGGAUGUUGGCUUGGAAAAUCCCAGCUCCCUACAAAGGAGAAUCCGGGGAGGACAAAGCAGAGUCAGUUCUGUGCCCUUCCCUGCUCCCCUUUCCCUGUUAUAUCACAUGGAUUCACUCGGUGUCACGAGUUCCACUGCUUUGAGACAGAAACCAGUGCCAGGAAUGUUUCUGCUGCCCAAAUAUAGUCAGCAUGACAGAUCUUGCCUGGAGUCCAAACCAAAUAUCCACGCUCCAGAACCUCUCAAACUCAGCAGAACUCUGGAGCUGCAGCAGCAGCUGCCUGGUGAAGAAUGGGGUGUAUUUCCAGCAGUGUCAGCAAGGAUUCUGGUGGCUCCAGAGGAGCAGGGACUUUGUCAGGAGCAUUGCUGGUGUGCACAGCAAGGAGCUCCUGAGGCUCCCUCAGCUCCAUGAGCUGUAUCUGGGAGUCCUGAGUCCUCUCCUCAUCUGACUCUCCUUUCCCUAAAAAACGAAGUUUGUCUUGGCCUCAAUGCUGAGCUGGUUUCUCAGCAAAUAUUUGGCUUGAACUUUAAUCAUUUUGAGAGCUUCCUGCAGCCAGGGGUUUCGUGGGGUUGGAUGUGCUGAAUUUUGGUGUAGAUGGGCACAGUGGAUGCGGGGAGAGAAGGCAAAGUGCUUUCCAAGAAACUGCUUUCUGAUCCACCCAGGGAUCACCUGACAGGGGAGCAGGAUCCUAAAAUGUCACAGUGGUUGUGAAUCAUCUCUGCAGCCCAAGAUUCCCAGUCAGUCAGCACAAGAUAAAACAGAUCAUGUGCAGCACGGUCUCUUCUCAUUCAGAAUCGUUCUGUGACUCAUGGAAAAGGGUUUUCUUGGCUAUGCUGACCCUUGGUAGCUGUAUGGAGAAGUAUUCAGGAACAGUGGGGUCCUAAAAAUGCACUUUACUAAAGCUUUGUGCACUCAGCUGUGCUGAGAUGUAUUUCACAAAAACUUUUACCUUCUUUAUAUUAUGAAGGAAAUUUUUGGCUCCCUCAGGCAGUGCUUGGAGAUUGUGAGUCCCCAAUCUUUAAAGUUUGGGUUCUUCUGCUCCCCUUCACAAAAAUGAGUGCCACAAUAAUAAGGCACUGAGUGGGUGCCUGAAGGGUUUCAGGUUCCUGUUCUGACAGAUUCCACAUUGACCUCAGGCAAAUCUCUUCACCUGCUCUGAGCUUGUCCAAGGAGCAGGACAAAGCUCUGCCCUGAGUCUGGACUGGGGGACAUUCACUUGCCCCAAGGGACCAGGCUGCUCCACUUGCCCCAAGGGACCAGGCUGCUCCAGCAGGAGGAGAAGUGGGUGUGCAGUGCAUAAAUUAAUGUCUCUCUCCAGCACUGCCGAGUCCUCCUGGCUCUAGGAGAGGCACUUAAAGCUGUUCCGUGACUCAAUGUUCUUCCAGCUCUGUGUUUGAUAAAAAUAUUUUUCUUGCAAGCCAGUGCUGCCGUACUGGAGAAGAGCUCUUGGCUGGAGGUCUGGAGCCCCAUUCCGAGGCAGGUUUUUCCUUCAAGACUCCUCUCUCAAUCAGCCUUUCAGUUCUCAUCUGCAGGCUCUGAAAGAAAUUUUGAGAAUUUGGGCACUCAAGGCACAGAUCAGUUGAGUUUCUCCCUUGGUGCUGUGAUUGCAGCUCAAACCACAAACAGGGCUGCAUCUGCAUCUAUUUCGAGCUCCAAAUGCAGGACUUUUACAGUCAUGCACAGGCACAUUCCUUCUGCCAGCGGUGCUCCUGAGGAAGGAGGAAUCAUCCCUAGAAAGCUGCAGCAAGCAGCUGAGGGCAGCCAAUUCCACAGGAGGGAGAGUCCUAGACCCUGCUUUCUGCUCUUCCUCCUGCUCUCAGCUUCCCUUUGUAAUUCUGUCCCUUGUUUCCUUGCCUGUUACUCCUUAUCCUGUCCUUCUCCUGGGGUCUGAACCACUGCUGCACUUCGUGGUGUUUUUCCUUGGUGAGAAUUGAAAAUGUUCAUGAAAUUCUACACCCAGACUCACUUUUUUAUCCUGAGUUGUUUAAAAGCUCCAGGCCAGCUUUAGGCUGAAAAUAUAUGAAACUAAUAAAAUGUUGCAGGCUUGAUUAUGAACUAGGGUGGAAAAAAUUCCAAUUAAAGCACUUUUUAUUAUUAAAAUUACAAGGCUUUUCUGAAAACUUGCAAAUGCCUCAGAUGCCCUUAAUCAAUUUUUACAUGACCUUCUCCCUCCCUGGCAUUUGCUGGUGGGAAUGGGAGCUUGCAGAGUUCUUUUUCCUCUGUCUGGUCCUGAGCUGGGGUUGAGUUCACCCCACUUCAGGACCAGACAGAAAAGUGCAGCUGUCUCUGGAAACCUGAGAAUUUCUGAGUGAGCUUUCUCAAAAAGCCGUGAAUCGAUUCUUGUCUGGUUGGAGAGCUUGGAGAUGCCUCAAAGAACCUGCCAGCUGAAGACAAGCUGACAAACCCCUCCAAGCCAGUCCUCCAAAACAAGAGUGGCCUGAAAAUACUCAAUAACCCAAGCACACCAGAAACUUGCAGAUCCCCAGCCAAGUUUGAUGGAAGAGGGGCUGGUGUUUACUUUUGUAUGAAUUUGUAAACUCCCCGAACAGUUUCACAAGCAGAGAGCCCAGACUGCUCUCCCAGCAUCUCAUUUUUCAUCCUGAGGACAGCCCCAGCCCGUGACAAAUGAUGUGUAGCAUCCCCAAUGACACAUUCCAAGGGGGUGAUGUCUCCCUUCUGGAUUCCUUUUGCUGCCUCCUCCCCGUGUGGUUUGUUGUGGGGUUUUUUUUUGGUUUUUUGGUUUUGUUUUUUUUUUUAUUACUAAAGCUGACAACUGCAGAUUUGCCUUCUGUUGCUCACACAGUUAAAGAGAAGAGUUCAUGUCCACCCCAGCUUGUUUCACUUUGCUGCUGCUCCUCCGCCAGCCCAAAUUUUAGCUGCAGUAACACAAUCCUACUUGGCAGAGCCUGAGAGAAUCUUUGCCACAUUGGAAAGAGGCUUAAUGUAAAGUCUACUUUUUCCUUCUUCUUCUUUUUUAAAUUUUUUUUUUUUUUAGAGCUUUUUCAAACUCCCCUGGUUGUGCACAGCUCUGGCAGUAGCUGCAUGGCUGCUCACAAAUGGUCCAAAUGUGAGCUCAAGGAUUACAGAUGCGUUCUGUGAAGGGAAUAUCUUGAGUGCUUGUCCCAAAAACUCCUCAAGAACAACAUGGAUCAGGCUGAACAACAUUCUUCAGGCAGAAGGAAAAGCCCCUUGUCCCUGGAGAAGAAAAAGAGCAGUGGCUGGAGAACCACACUGGGGUUUUUGUGUCUGUUCCCUGUGCUGGUUUUGCUGGUGGUUGUGGAAUAUCCAGCUGGAGCUGCAGUUCAUGAAAUUCAGGAAGAUGUCCCGGGCUCAGCUCUGCUCAUCCCAGCUCCUCCUCGGCCUGCGGCGCGGAGCAGGCGAUACACGAUCACCCCAGGCCACCUCAAGUGGGACCACUUCAACCUCACCUACAAGAUCCUGUCCUUCCCGAGGAACCUCCUGAGCGCCAGGGACACGCGCCGGGGGCUGGCAGCUGCAUUCCGCAUGUGGAGCGAGGUGUCCCCAUUCAGCUUCAGGGAGGUCCCACGGCACCUCCCCAGUGACCUCAAAAUAGGUUUCUACUCCAUCAACCACACAGACUGCCUGGAGUCUCUGACCCACCACUGCUUUGAUGGCACCACGGGUGAACUGGCCCAUGCCUUCUUCCCACCCCACGGAGAAAUCCACUUUGAUGACCAUGAGUACUGGAUCCUGGGGAACACCAGGUUCAGCUGGAAGAAAGGGGUUUGGCUGACAGACCUGGUCCAUGUGGCAGCCCAUGAGAUUGGACACGCCCUGGGCCUCAUGCACUCGCUGAACCCCAAUGCCCUCAUGCACAUCAAUGCCACCCUGACGGGCAAAAAGAGCAUUUCCCAGGAUGAAGUAUGGGGAAUCCACAGGCUCUAUGGCUGUAAGGACAGGUUAUUUGUGUGCCCAGUAUGGGCAAAAAAAGGCUUCUGUGAGAAGCGCAGGAAGCUGAUGAAGAAGCACUGCCCAUCCAUCUGUGACUUCUGCUAUGAAUUCCCAUUUCCAACAGUGCCCCCCACUCUGCCCCCAUCAAGGACCAAAACCAAGACAGUUUCUGAGGGCAGGAAUGUCACCUUCCGCUGUGGACAGAAGAUCAUUCAUAAAAAAGGCAAAGUCUACUGGUAUAAAGAUAAGGAACUUCUGGAAUAUUCAUAUCCAGGUUAUUUAUCCCUAAAUGAAGAUCACAUGAGCAUCAUUGCAAAUGCAAUUAAUGAAGGAACUUACACUUGCAUAGUGAAGAAAAAAGAAAGAAUCCUGACUACUUAUUCCUGGAGAAUCAGACUGAAGCACUGACACAACCCUGGAAGGAGCCCUUCAG
This is a messenger RNA of Pseudopodoces humilis (Tibetan ground-tit), 6427 nucleotides long. RefSeq names its product matrix metallopeptidase 23B (gene MMP23B). Lineage: Eukaryota; Metazoa; Chordata; Aves; Passeriformes; Paridae. Gene Ontology annotation, molecular function: metalloendopeptidase activity; zinc ion binding. Gene Ontology annotation, cellular component: extracellular matrix. Gene Ontology annotation, biological process: collagen catabolic process; extracellular matrix organization; proteolysis. The record is from RefSeq and is a predicted model, not a curated record.